Messenger RNA from Drosophila willistoni, 3495 nucleotides. RefSeq names its product acetylcholinesterase (gene Gli). The transcript is spliced from 8 exons. NCBI's taxonomy places the organism in Eukaryota, Metazoa, Arthropoda, Insecta, Diptera, Drosophilidae. Gene Ontology annotation, cellular component: septate junction; cell surface; tricellular tight junction. Bases 117 to 3005 code for a protein of 962 amino acids. The record is from RefSeq and is a predicted model, not a curated record.
CAAAAAAAAAAGUGAUGUGAGAAUCCAGAAUAAUUUUGUGCAGUAAUUUAUUCCAAGAGGGAAGCCAAAUCCUGGGUAUAUGCCCAUACGGGAUUGGACAAGAUCGAGGGACAAUUAUGUUACACAAACUGAAAUACCGGGACAAGUUAAAAUGUUCAUAUGCCAUUUGCUUGAUACUGAUCCUGUCUUUCUUGGCCACUUUGACAGAUGGCCAGACCAGAGAUCCUCGUUUCUAUUCACGUGUCGGCGUCAAUGACUAUCAUUGGCCCAAUCCUGGUGAUCCUGAUUACAGAACUUAUACAUUCAAUGAUCGUCGUUAUGGUCAUUAUCAACCGAAUGGUUUUGGUGCCAAUUUUCCGGGCAGAAAUCCACCAGGACAAUAUCCUCAGGGUAUGCCCAAUGAGGAUCGUUUCCGUUUUGAUCCGAAUGACCCCAAUGCGCGAACUCAGUUCCCUGGUGUAUUGGCCGGAUGGCGUGAAGAUUUACAGGGCAAACAGCGUCGCGACUCAUUGACACUCGAACGCGAUGUUUUUGUCACAACCAACUAUGGCCAGGUGCAGGGCUUUAAGGUCUAUAUGUAUGAUAAUCCCGAUCCGAAAUCAUUCUAUCGUCCCUAUCAUUCCACUGUCGAUCGUGUAAUGGGCGAAUGUUCGGUCUUCUUGGGCAUACCCUAUGCCCUGCCGCCCACAUUUGAAGGACGCUUUAAGCCUCCACGACCGCAUCGAGGUUGGCAAUUGCUGCAAGCCGUCGAUUUUGGUCCAGCCUGUCCACAGCCAGUGCGUUAUACAGGUGCCACCAAAGGUGUAAUGGACAUGGAUGAGGAUUGUCUGUACUUGAAUGUUUAUUCGCCAAAGACUGGCGCUGGAGUGGCUCAAAAGUAUCCGGUUAUGGUAUAUAUCCAUGGAGGUGAAUUUAUUCGCGGAGCCUCAAAUCUCUUCCAGGGUCACAUGUUAGCCUCAUUCUAUGAUGUUGUGGUGGUUACUCUAAAUUACCGCCUGGGAGCCUUGGGCUUCCUUUCAACCGGCGAUGAGAAUUCGCCGGGCAAUUACGGAAUAUUGGAUCAGGCUUUGGCUUUGAAAUGGGUCUACGAUAACAUAGAGUUCUUCAAUGGUGAUCGAGAGUCCAUAACACUGUUUGGUCCUGGAGCUGGUGGAGCAUCGGCUGGUCUUUUGAUGGUCGCACCGCAAACGCGAAAUAUCGUGAAACGUGUCAUAGCCCAGUCUGGCUCCGCAUUGGCCGAUUGGGCUCUUAUUCAGGACAAGUAUCGAGCCCAGAACACAAGUCGUGUUCUCGGACAACUUUUGGGCUGUUCCAUAGAGUCGUCAUGGAAAUUGGUUAACUGCCUACGCACCGGUCGCAGUUUCUAUGAAUUGGGAAAUGCGGAAUUCUCACCUCAAGUCGGCAGCUUUCCAUGGGCUCCAGUUUUGGAUCACAACUUUACAUUGCCUGGUGAUGAUUGGUAUGAGGGUUGGCGUCAAAAAGAUUGGCGUUUCCUCACCCAAACCCCAGAGACCUUAAUACGAGCUGGUCGAUUUAAUCGGAAUAUACAAUAUAUGACGGGUGUGACCACACAGGAAGCUGCCUUUUUCAUAGCACAAAACGAAUCACUGGCACCCUAUUACGAGAUAGAUGGACGAUUCUUUGAACAGAAGGUGCGAGAACAUGUCUUUCGUUACAAUUAUACGCUCAAUCCGAAUGGAGUGUACGAGGCAAUCAAAUAUAUGUACACAUUUUGGCCAGAUCCCAAUAACAAUACCAUUAUGAGAGAUGAAUAUAUCAAUAUGCUUAGUGAUUUAUACUAUCGUGCUCCUGUGGAUCAGAUGGUUAAAUUAAUGCUCGAACAAAAGGUUCCUGUAUAUAUGUAUGUACUAAACACCACAGUGGAAGCCUUAAAUUUACCGCAAUGGCGAAAAUAUCCUCAUGACACGGAGCAUUAUUUCCUAACUGGUGCCCCCUUUAUGGACACUGAAUUCUUCCCGAAAAAAGAACAUUUACAACGGAACAUGUGGACCGACAAUGAUCGUAAUAUGAGUCAUUUCUUCAUGCAGACCUAUUCGAAUUUCGCCAGAUAUGGAAAUCCCACACCUCAACAAGUUCUGGGCAUGCACUUUCAACGUGCCUAUCAAGGAGAGAUACGAUAUUUGAACAUUAAUACCACAUACAACUCUUCGAUUCUGCUGAAUUAUCGGCAAACUGAGUGCGCCUUCUGGACCCAAUAUUUGCCCACAGUCAUUGGAGUGCUGGUACCCACAUAUCCGCCCACUACGGAAUAUUGGUGGGAGCCCAAGGAACCACUGCAAAUAGCCUUCUGGAGCAUGUCGGUGACUUGUUUCUUCCUCAUUGUGCUGGUUGUGAUCUGUUGCAUUAUGUGGCGAAAUGCCAAACGUCAAUCGGAUCGCUUCUACGAUGAAGAUGUCUUUAUAAAUGGAGAUGGAAUAGAGCCGGAAACUGAUCCUCGUGGUGUGGACAAUGCCCAUAUGGUGACAAAUCAUCAUGCUCUGCGCUCCAGAGAUAACAUCUACGAGUAUAGAGACUCACCGUCAUCCAAGACAUUGGCCAGUAAGGCUCACACGGAUACAACAUCAUUACGUUCGCCCAGCUCCCUAGCCAUGACCCAAAAAUCUGGAAGUCAAGCGUCCCUUAAGUCAGGCAUAUCCCUAAAGGAGACCAAUGGCAGUCUGGUUAAAUCGGAACGAGCAGCCACUCCGCGAUCCCAGACAAAUGGCAAGUCCCCGAAUCCAGGACCAAUUGAAGAGAAACGUUUGCUGCAACCCAUUUCCAGUACGCCUGUGCCCCAACUUCAAGCCGAGCCCGUAAAGCGGACAACACCUGGCCCAGCAGCUAGUAUAUCUGGCAGCAGUCGAAGCAAUACUCCGGUGCCCAUGGCUAGGACAACCACGACCACAACGGCCACUCUGACGACACAACCACCUGCAGCUGGUCGGUCAGUUGACCAGCCCAGACGUACAGAGCUAGUGGAGGGCAUACCUCAGACAUCAGUCUAAGUAACCGCUCUCUAAGCGCGGGAUGCGUUUAGAGAGUGAAAUAAACCAUAAUCCUUUCAAAAAAAUGAACAAAGAGAGAUGUGUUCGAGGAUCUCUUUUUUGAAGUCCUGGUUUGUAAGUUUAGUUAUAUUUAUUUUUUAAACAGAUCUUAAAGAUCUCAGUCCCUAAGUAAAAUUAUUUUGUAAUUAACAUUUUGUUUGUAAUUUAAUUAUAUGCCUAGAUUAUUUUGUAUAUUUGUUUUAAGUUCGACAACCCAACGAAUACGAAUCCAUAUCAAUGACAUUCCAAUAAUUUUAGUUUUUGUGGCCUUCAGAGCAACUAGAAAAUGCCUUUCAAUGUAUGUAUAUACUAUAUAUAUAUAUAUAUUUAACUUAAAUUAAGUGUAGUCCGUAAGUAGGUUAAAUAUUUUAAUCUGUCACUAAAGUUAUAAGUUCAAAAUAUAAAAGCAAUAAAGUUUUUAGAAAAGUUGAUUAAUUUGAACAAAUCAAAA